AUGAUGAUCCCAAUUGCAGAUUACGUGAUAAGGAGGAAGAAACAGCCACCCAUAUCUUCUUAUGUGAAAUGUACUGAAGUGAAAAUGCUCUCAACAAUUGUAAAAUCGAUUCAAAAGGAGUUUUCAGUGUUAUUGGUGCUAAUUUUGACUUCCAAGUCAAACCAUGCUGUGAAAGUUAGCGAUUUCCUCAAUUUUGAAUACCUCCCGAGCACUAUUUUUCUCGAAGAGGCUGCGGUGGACGCUGCUUCCGACGACGUCCCGCUUCUGAACCUCACGACAGAUGGAGACGUGAAAGACGCUUUUAUGACUAUGCAGUAUCACAGGUCGAUGAUGAACGAGUACCUAUGCAGGAGUUACGUCGCCGACGAGAUAUUGACAGGAAUUUCUGAGAAAAACAUCGGGAGGCUCGGAGUUCCAGCAAAGAAGCAUAUGAACCACAAGAACCACAGGACUCAAGAUACUCUGCUUAACGACCAAGGAUCUUCUUCGUAUAAAAAUUGGCUUUCGAGGUCCACGUUGUUGGGUGACAUUUACCGCCAUUACGAUCAGAUGGGCGAUUCGGACGAAACCGGCCAAGGUUCUGAAGAGAUGGAAACCGGGGAGGUGACGGGCUACGCGGUGCAGAACUUCGGCAACACGAAGACCAUACCUUCGUCUCCUUACGGGCCGCCGAUAUUCGGGCCAGAUUUCGGUGGCGGUGAUGGUCACGGAGGAGGGGAAAUCCACUUUUCAGGAGGAUCUGGACAUGGUACGCCUGAAUACGGAGGAGGACAAUCCCAUGGACACGGAGCCGUAGGGGGAGAUGAACAUUAUUAUUACACAGAAGAACACUCUGGUAAAGGGCUCGCCCUUAAGGAUUUGUUCGAUUUAGCUUUAACUGCCUUGGCUUUCUUGGCGUUUGGACUGUUUGUAAUGAAUUUAAUCAUGAACUGUAUGAUCGGUAAUCAAGGUACAACGGUAGUAAUGCAAACGUCAGCAGGGACAGGGGAAGCGUCGACAGCAACUGGCACCAGGGUUCGAAGUAGCCGGUCGAUUUUGGAUGACGGAUAUUUAAACGAGAUGGCAUACAGAGUACUCAAUUCAAUUGACAACCUGACACAAUUAAACGAAGCUCGGACGACAGACUCAAGAGCCUGCUUGCAGUAUUCCCUCUGCCAGAAUAACAAAUACUCACGAACCCUUAACGGAAAGCACAAGAUGUGGUUGCCCAUUUGGAGUUUUGGAUUGAGUUGGCUUUCUGGAAAACUUGGAGAAGACAAACUUAGCAAUCUUCAAGCCUCGAUCCUUGGCCUGGGAAAUGCCAACUGUGCUAAAAUGUACGCAUCAUGUCCUCGCAGAAAAACACCAUAGGCACAAAUAUUUGCUAUUAUUAUAGUUAUUUGUACUACAAAAGUGUCUUCCAUGUAAAUCAGACCAACAAUUUUUUGUUAGAAAUAAAUAGAACAAUACUCAAUGC
Messenger RNA from Cimex lectularius (bed bug), 1456 nucleotides. RefSeq lists its product as uncharacterized. Lineage: Eukaryota; Metazoa; Arthropoda; Insecta; Hemiptera; Cimicidae. The record is from RefSeq and is a predicted model, not a curated record. Bases 1 to 1350 code for a protein of 449 amino acids. The transcript is spliced from 9 exons.